UCUGAUUGGCUGCCCGUGGCGCGAGGGCUCCUCGCCCUCCUGGAAGUGGGCGGGGCGUCUCGCGCGCUCUGUCUGCCUUCAUUAUAUAUGCAUUUUUUUUUCCUCCCAGUCAAAAGGAAGCUGCCAAAAAGACAAGCAGCAUGUCUGGAGGUCGGGUUAAGAAAGUGAAGAUGGCCACCAAGUCCUGCCCAGAAUGUGACCAGCAGGUUCCUGUUGCAUGUAAAUCUUGUCCGUGUGGUUAUAUAUUUAUUAGUCGAAAACUCUUGAACGCUAAACGCUCGGAAAGGCUGCCUCCCACUGCAGAAAUCAGAAACGAGGCGAAGAGAAGACGGACAGAAAGGGUCAGAAGGGAGAGGAUAAACUCUGUGGUCAAUAAAGACUUAGAAAACCGAAGAAGAGCCCGGUCCAACAGCCAUUCGGAUCACAGCAGAAGAGGAAGAGGGAGGCCAAAGAAUGCCACCGCGAAAAAGCACGAAGAAGAAAGAGAAAAACAAGAAAAAGAAAUAGACAUGUAUGCAAACCUGUCUGACGAAAAGGCAUUUGUAUUUUCGGUAGCCUUGGCAGAAAUAAACAGAAAAAUUAUCAACCAGAGGCUUAUCCUGUGAUGGCCGGGGCAGGAAUUCUGCAUGCCUUGCUGUUUAAUUCAGGGGGUGACUUUGGGACGUAUGGCGGCCUCGUGACCGUUCUGUUGGGUCGCCUGCAUCAGAGGAAGCCAUGCGUUUUUCCUGGCGGAUCCUCUGACCCACUUGCUCUUUCGUUUCGAGAUGUUUUGGGAGACGGCGGACUUGGUGUUCCAGCUUGUGUGGUCAGGAAGCAAAAUGACCAACACUUUCCGCGAGAAAGAGAAGAAGCUCAAAGGCAACAUCCUACAAAGACGGCUUCUGGAAGAACUUGGCAGAGAUUUCUGUUUCUUUUGACACUUCUGGCAUUGAAAUGCAAUAUUUUAAUUAACUUAAAUGUCUUUCACAGCAUUGAUUCCAGAUUUGCAGCUUACGUUGAAGCUUACCUGUGUAUAUAGUUCGACUAACCCUUUUAAUAAAUCAAUAUUCGGUUAUUUUAUUACAA
This is a messenger RNA of Anolis sagrei ordinatus, 1065 nucleotides long. RefSeq names its product chromosome 8 C16orf87 homolog (gene HDIP1). The record is from RefSeq and is a predicted model, not a curated record. Lineage: Eukaryota; Metazoa; Chordata; Lepidosauria; Squamata; Anolidae.